This is a messenger RNA of Paramacrobiotus metropolitanus, 2000 nucleotides long. Its product is annotated as actin-binding protein WASF3-like. Bases 185 to 1702 code for a protein of 505 amino acids. The record is from RefSeq and is a predicted model, not a curated record. Lineage: Eukaryota; Metazoa; Tardigrada; Eutardigrada; Parachela; Macrobiotidae. Gene Ontology annotation, molecular function: protein kinase A regulatory subunit binding; actin binding; Arp2/3 complex binding. Gene Ontology annotation, biological process: actin cytoskeleton organization; positive regulation of Arp2/3 complex-mediated actin nucleation. The transcript has 5 exons. Gene Ontology annotation, cellular component: cytoskeleton.
UUCAUUCUGGGCUUGCCAUCAGUUUUGAUGAAUGGCAGUCGUCGUGCGGGAAGUCAAGUUUACAAACGAGGCCGUUCUUUCGUGAGCGUGAUCUUCGCAUUUUCUGUUAGUAAAUUUCAGUUGUAAAAGCCUGCAGCUUUUUUAUCUAUGGUAAACUGAAACCAUUCCGUAAUUAUUCGAAGAAAUGCCGUUGACAAAGCGUUUAAUUGAGCCUACGCAUGUCAGCCGCGAACGCAUUCCAGCUGGAAUCAAGAACGAGCUAGAAUUCGUGACCAAUAACACUUUGGCCAACAUAAUCGUGCAGCUAAGCAAUCUCAGCAAACAUGCUGAGGAUUUGUUUGGAGAACUGUAUUCGGAAGCAAUGGGAUUCUCUCAGCGAGCGGCAUCUCUGCAGAAUCGCAUCGAUCGUUUGAGCAUGAAAGUGGGAAAUCUGGACUCCAGCAUGGAAGAAGUUACAUUGCAUGAGAUCAACCAGAGGAAACAAUUUCGGAGCUCCAACAAUUGUGAAGAUCGUGUGGUGUCGCGUGAGACAAUGCCCAAUGCGAUGAAAGAUCUGUACGAGGCAUCGGACUCGCCUCCUCCAUUGAGCAAACUUGACCCAUACAGAACCGAUGGAAAGGAAGGGCUGAAGUUUUACACGGAUCCUGAUUAUUUCUUUAAUCUGUGGAAACAUGAUAUGCUGAAGCAGCGACCAGACAAAACGAAAAAGCCUGGUCGAUCGCGCACGCCUAGUGAAAACAAAAGCACCCGUCAACCACGCCAGCCACAAAGCCACCUCGAACAGAAGCGUGCGAAAGCCAUGGCCCAGGAUGCUGGCUACAUUUCCCCGGAAAUUCCCCCUAACACUGCUGCUGCACGUUCCAACUACCCGUUCGCUACAGAUCAAUACGGACCGGUACACAACAUCCCCGCCGCGGCCAGCUACGAUGCGAGUCGGUACGGCACCAUUCGCAGCGGUAAUCGUCCGGGCCGCUUGGACAUCCCGCCGACAUAUGAAACUGUAGUGGGCGGCAUGGAAGAAACCGUCCACAUGGUGGAUUACCGCGGACCUAUCGCGCAGGCCAUGAUGGCACAGUCUCCGCCGCCAGCGGAGAUGACCAUGCGUGCCAACCCUAACACCCGCGGCACACCCACACGGCCCAGUCAGCCACCACCGGCACCGCCGUCCAGCGGAAGUGGCACUAGCGUGCGCUCGACGCCCACACCCGGACGGGAGAUCCUCCCACCACCGCCGCCUGAACUGCAUGGCCGUGAAUCUCCGCUGUCGCCCGCCGACCAAGAUUUCCCGUUGCCACCGCCGAUCAUGCCGGCGGUGCAGCAUAUGCCAGCCAGCGGUCGCGCUGCUGGGCCACCUCCGCCGCCGCCCCCACCAAUUGGAGGUGCAGUCACUGCUCCACCAGCGCCUCCGCUGGCGUUUGAGAAGCCUGUGGUGCAGGGUUCUUCAACAACAAAAGCACCAGCGCCGGUGCAAGUCAGCAAUACCAUGUUGGAUGCACGCAGUGAUCUGCUAGCAGCAAUUCGCAAAGGAAUUAAUUUGAGAAAGGUCGAACAACAGAAGGAGCAACAGUCGGCGAAACUGGACGAGAAAAUAUCUUCCCUGCACAACGUUGCAGAAAUCAUUGCUCGGAGGAAGUAUUUGCAUCAUUCUGAGUCUGAAUCGUCGGAGACUGAAGCAGAUAGUGACUGGGAGGAACAUCGGUAGAGGCUUCCGUCGUAAGAAGACUCGCAGUACAGAAUUGAUCACAUCAGCAGCAGCUUCACUUAAUGGUUGAGUUGUGGUCAGUCUUGUGAAUCGCUAAAGUUAUAGUCGACUGCAUAGACUGCCUGCAAAAUUCUGAUUCUCUUUUUAUUGUCUUCUUUUAUUGUGUAAAUGUUCGUAGCUUUUUAAGAAUCAUUUUAAUUACACACAGCGGUAAUUUCAGUUCAUUCAUGCAGCCACACCGUUUCGUAUUCCAUUAAAUCGCCUUCGCUGCAUUUCGAUCUCACAGUUAAGAAGAUAA